CAGUAACUUCAAUUUUUUGUUUGUUUUCCUCAUGGAGAAACAGAGGCACAACUCCGGGAAAUACCACCGCGAGCAAUCGUCCUCGCGCCGGAGCUUGAAGAGAAAACUCAACGAGGAGCGCUGCGAAGAUCGUGGAUGUGUCGGCGGCGAAUCACCCGUAGCUUCGCAACAAGAUCUCAUGCGCGAUAUACAGGCGCAAGUUGAGAUCCUCGAUUCCGUUUUCUCAGCCUCCGAGCGUGAUCGCGCGUCUGCCAAACACGCCAUCCACGUCUUGUCAGAGCUCGCGAAGAACGAGGAUAUGGUGAAUUUAAUAGUUGACUAUGCGGCGGUUCCUGUACUGGUAAAGCAUCUUCAGGCUCCACCUCCGCUGUUGAUGGACGGGGAAGGUGGUUCUAGGUCAUAUGAGUAUGAAGUGGAGAAAGGAAGUGCUUUCACUCUGGGACUUCUAGCCAUUAAACCAGAGCAUCAACAACUAAUUGUUGAUGCGGGAGCCCUACCCCAUCUCGUGGAUCUCUUGAAGAGGCAUAGUGAUGUUCCAAACUCUCGGGUGGUAAGUGGUGUCAUCCGGAGAGCGGCUGAUGCAAUCACUAACCUUGCUCACGAGAAUAGCAGCAUUAAAAUCCGUGUUAGGGUUGAGGGUGGCAUCCCUCCUAUUGUCGAAUUGCUUAAGUUUGCUGACUCAAAGGUGCAGAAAGCAGCCGCAGGAGCCCUUCGUACUCUUGCCUUUAAGAAUGAUGAGAACAAGAAUCAGAUUGUGGAAUGCAAUGCUCUACCUACACUUAUUCUAAUGCUGCGGUCUGAGGACACUGCUACACACUACGAAGCGGUUGGCGUAAUUGGCAACCUGGUCCACUCUUCCCCAAAUAUUAAGAAGGAAGUUUUGGUUGCUGGAGCCUUGCAGCCUGUCAUUGGUUUACUUCGGUAUGAAUCUCCUGCUGUUCAGAGAGUCAAAGAGAAGCUGCUCUCCUUCUUGGGCAAUUUGCGGCAACAGAUUCAGACUGUCCACAUUGUUCAGAGAGGUUCUGUCCCUCCACUCAUAGAAAUGCUCCACUCCCCAGAUACUCAAUUGAUGGAAAUGUCAGCAUUUGCCAUAGGGAGGUUAGCUCAGGAUCCUCAUAAUCAAGCUGGUAUUGCCCACAGUGGUGGAAUAACACCAUUACUGAAGCUUCUUGAGUCAAAAAAUGGCUCUUUGCAACAUAAUGCUGCUUUUGCUCUUUAUGGCCUUGCAGAAAAUGAGGAUAAUGUUGCAGAUCUUAUUAGGGUGGGGGGUGUUCAGAAACUUCAAGAUGGUGAAUUCAUUUUCCAACCUACUAGAGAUUGUGUAGCCAAGACACUGAAAAGAGUCGAAGAGAAGAUUAAUGGCCGGGUAUUAAGUCAUUUAUCAUACUUGAUGCGUAUGGGAGAAAGAAAUGUUCAGAGACGUGUGGCUCUUGCUCUUGCUCAUCUUUGUUCUCCAGAUGACCAACAAACCAUUUUCAUUGAUAACAACGAUGAUCUUGACUACAACUUUCUCUUCCCGCCUCACUCUCCUCGUAUAUCCACAGGACUUGCAUUGCUUCUUGAGCUACUGGAAUCAACUGACGCAAAGCAUCAAAGAGAUAGUUCCAUGGCAUUAUGCAGGUUGGCUAAUAAAGCAAGCUCACUUUCUUCAAUCGAUGCAGCUCCUCCUUCCCCAAUACCUCAGGUAUAUCUGGGGGAGCAGUAUGUAAAUAAUCCUACGUUGUCUGAUGUAACAUUUCUGGUUGAAGGAAGACGGUUCUAUGCACACAGAAUUUGUUUGCUUGCUUCUUCCGAUGCAUUUCGAGCAAUGUUCGAUGGUGGCUAUCGGGAGAGGGAUGCCAAAGACAUAGAGAUCCCUAAUAUCAGAUGGGAUGUCUUUGAGCUGAUGAUGAGAUACAUAUACACUGGAUCUGUAGACGUCAACUUGGAAAUAGCACAGGAUCUUCUAAGAGCUGCUGAUCAGUAUUUAUUGGAGGGUCUGAAGCGUCUGUGCGAAUACGCCAUGGUACAGGAUAUUUCAGUUGAAAAUGUAUCCCUCAUGUUUGAGUUAUCGGAGGCAUUCAACGCCUCAAAUUUAAGAGAUGCUUGCAUCCUUUACAUUUUGGAUAAGUACAAGAAAUUGUGUGUGAUGCCCUGGUACUCGCAGAUGGUCCAUCGUAUUCUACCGGAGACAAGAAGUUACUUUGUGAGAGUGCUUUACCACAGACCUAACCAUGCUGAAUUAAGAAGAUGAGAGCAAUUUUGGAGACUAAUCAUUGACCCAUUAACGACGGUGAGAAUGUACAGAAAAAUUGAUUAGUUACACUCAUUUUGAGUAGCUGUUGGUGUGAAAGCACCCUUAAUGGAAAUGUCAUAUAAUUAUGGUUUACUUUGGUUAGUUGGAUAGGAUAACGUCAAAUAUUAUGAGAGAUAAGCUACAAUGGGAUUAAAUUAGUCAUAGGGGUGAAUGUGAGAUGGUUAGGCAUGAGAUGCAAUCUAAGCCAAGAUACAUUAUCACGGGUCGAGCUUUUGAGAAAAAUGCUACUGGACAAGUAAUUAUGACAUCGAACGGCUCCAUUUGUGUUCA
Molecule: messenger RNA, 2566 nt
Organism: Salvia hispanica
Lineage: Eukaryota; Viridiplantae; Streptophyta; Magnoliopsida; Lamiales; Lamiaceae
Source: RefSeq, a predicted model, not a curated record